AUGGCUCCCACCCGAGCUUGCGCUCUCCGUCACCGGCUCUUCCGUGAGCCACCAGCACCUCAUGCCUUCGCAGCCGCCGUCCUUGCCGUUGCUCUCCUCGCCGCCGUUGCUCUCCUCGCCGUUGCUCUCCUCGCCGCCGCCGCCGCCCCCGGUGUGACUGUACAGGGCGCGCCGUUAGCGGGGACGGCGUGCGUGAACGAGUUUCCCACGAAGCCGCUGUGCAGGUUCGUGGAUGACCUGGCGGCCGCGCCGCGCGUGGAGAAGCUGCACCGCGACCUGCCGGCCACUCGGCUGUACGCCUAUGGGCUCAACGAGCGCACUGCUCAUUACCCUGGCCCCACUCUCAUCGCCCGACGUGGGAUCGCCACCAAGGUGCGAUGGGAGAACCACCUGAGGGACAAGACGCACAUGUUCGCAGUGGACUAUACCCUCAUGGACGUUGCUAAUCCCAAGCGCGGCAACAUCCCCAUUGGUAACUACCACUUCUCCCCACCCGCAAUCCCCUCCCUCUCCCCAUCGGCCUCCCCUCCCCUCUAUUCGUCUCCAUGUCUCCCUUCACUGCCUUUAAGUGCCAAGUCUCCCCUCUAUCCCUCUCUUUGUCUCCGUUCUCUGCCCUCAAGUGCCGAGACAUCUCAAAAUCCCCACUCUGUGCCACCUCGCUCUGACCCUCCCUGCGCCCCUGCAGUGAUCCACAAGCACGGCGGCGAGACCCCAUCGCACUCCGACGGCCACCCACAGGCGUGGUUCACGCAGUUCGGGGAAACAGGCCCCACGUACCGCUCGCGCCGCUACACCUACCCCAACGACCAGCAGCCGGCUACCCUGUGGUACCACGACCAUGCCGUCGGCAUCACACGCCUCAACGUGGCUGCUGGCAUGGCCGGGCUGUUCCUUCUCACCGACCCCAAAGGCGUCGAGAGGAAGCUUCGGAAGCAGCUUCCAGCCCCGGAGUUUACCCUGCCCCUGGCGAUCUCGGACCGAUCGUUCUUUGCCAACAGGUCCAUUGACUACCUCUCUGGGGGCUGGGAGCCUGAGUAUUUCGGGACCACCAUCCUUGUCAGUGGCUUGGUCUGGCCGUACCUAUCAGUGAGGCGCACGAGGUACCACUUCCGAGUGCUGGGGGCGGCCAGCAGCCGCUUCUUCAAUCUGCGCUUCGUGUGCGCCGCCCCCGACAACUACCCCGACUUCACCCCGCCCAUCACAGGCCAUGCGCUGCCCAUCAUCCAGAUCGGCACGGACGGAGGCUACCUGCCCCGCCCCGUCACCCGCGCCUCGCUGCUGCUCGCCCCAGGGGAGCGCCACGUCAUUCUCGUUAACUUCACCUCGCUGCCCGCCUCCUGUGCCGACGUCAUCAACGACGCCCCCGCGCCCUUCCCCUCGGGCGAGGCACCGGGCCGCAACGCCACGGGCGUGGUCAUGCGGUUCAUUGUGGAUAGCGCCGGCGCUGUUGUGCCGUCACCGCCCGUCCCCAAGAAGCUCGUGGUGAGUGUGUGUCCUCUGGGGGACGGGCAGCAUGGGUUGGGCGGGCAGCAUGGAUUGGGCGGGCAGCAUGGGUUGGGCGGGCAGCAUGGGUUGGGCGGGCAGCAUGGGUUGGGCGGGCAGCAUGGGUUGGGCGGGCAGCAUGGGUCGGGCGGGCAGCAUGGGUUGGGCGGGCAGCAUGGGUUGGGCGGGCAGCAUGGGUUGGGUGGGCAGCAUGGGUUGGGCGGGCAGCAUGGGCUGGGCGGGCAGCAUGGGUUGGGCGGGCAGCAUGGGUUGGGCGGGCAGCAUGGGUUGGGCAGGCAGCAUGGGUUGGGCGGGCAGCAUGGGUUGGGCGGGCAGCAUGGAUUGGGCGGGCAGCAUGGGUUGGGUGGGCAGCAUGGAUUGGGCGGGCAGCAUGGGUUGGGUGGGCAGCAUGGGUUGGGCGGGCAGCAACGCCACGGGCGUGGUCAUGCGCUUCAUUGUGGACCGCAUGGGGAGUGUUGUGCCGUCGCCUCCUGUCCCAAAGAAGCUUGUUGUGAGUGUGUGCACCGUGGGCAGGGCAGCAACGGCACGGGCGCUGGUGUGUGCACUGUGGGCAGGGCAGGGCAGCAGCAGCACGGUCCCUUCCCAAGCCUUCCCAAGCUGCACCUCUCCUGUGUGAGCAAGGAGAGGUGGAUUACAGUGGUGGGGCUGUCUUCCCCCAACAGGCCUGCCUGUGCGCCUCACUCACGCUCUCUCUCUCUCUCUCCUAACAUCCCCCUCCUGGCGUGGCAGUCGCUUCCCAAGCUGCGCCUCUCCCGUGUGAGCAAGGAGAGGUGGAUGACAGCCGUGCAGCUGUCUUCCCCCCAACGCAUCACCUUCGAUGGCCGCGGCUUCAGUGACGCGCCCACCGAGACUCCCAAGCGGCUGUGCACAAUGAGUGACACUCUCGCCCCACUCCUGCCUGCCUCUGUUUUCAGAGGCGACGGGUCGCCGCUCCCCUUCAACCCCACGCGUGGCCCGGGGUACGUGUGGCACUGCCACAUCCUGGAGCACGAGGACAACGACAUGAUGCGGCCCCUCAUUGUCACGUAG
Molecule: messenger RNA, 2532 nt
Organism: Closterium sp. NIES-65
Lineage: Eukaryota; Viridiplantae; Streptophyta; Zygnematophyceae; Desmidiales; Closteriaceae
Source: the annotation of a GenBank genome assembly